CGAUGCCUUUGCUAUGACACGUUCGUAAAAAGUCUUAACGCUCGGUUACGUUACUAACACAACUGAUUUUGCUAGCUAACACCAGCUAGGGUUAGCUCGGACCAAGGAUACAGGCAACAGAAACGAGAUGGUAAACUGUUCAGUACUUCCAUUUCUGUGUUAGCUGCCGGACCCGCAGACGUUUGCUUCUGGUUUUUCUGCGUGUUUCCCUCUCACUACACACAGCUCAUCCACUCACUGAAGAAAGAUGAAAAGAGCCAGAGGCGGCGGUGACGAGGAGGCUCCCCGGCAGAAUGGCUCUGCUGCCCGCAGGAAAGGAGACCAACAGCAAAGUGAUGGGGACGACGGUGACUCUACCUUCGGGCCAGCUGACCUGCAAGACGACGACAAUGACCCGGGCCUCAGGAGAGAAAUACGGAGCAAGUACAGAGACCUGAUCAACUCCGUACAACAGAAUAGAGAAGAUAUGCUGAGCCCCUCCAACAACAAACUCACAGAAGUUUUAGAACAGGCAAACAAGCUUUUUAAAGAUGUUCGGCAGGCGAGGGAAGCAGCUCUGGACGCUCAGCUUCUGGUUGUGGCCACAGACCUGGGAAAGGAGAAAGCGAGCCAACUGUUUGCCGAGGGCACCGCUUUCGAUCCCACCGCUUUCGCUGAACAUCUUUUGUCCUUCAUGGGUCUCAACCGACUAGAAGACGGGGAGGACGAGCAGAACGGCGUUGACGGCUACCUGCCCCAGGAUGCCUGGCACAGAGUGGCCAGGAGGGCAGAGUGCUGCUUCAGGACGGCACCCUCCUUCCAUUACAUGAUGGGCUCGUUCCAUGCAGAGCCGCCUCCUCCAAAGCAAAGGAUUGAACGACAAAGGAAAGCACCCAGCAAGGAAGCCAAGAGGAUAAUGCCCACUCAGCUGAAGAAAAUGGAAGAGUCCCAUCAAGAAGCAACGGAGAAAGAGGUGGAAAGGAUCCUAGGAUACCUGAAGAGUUAUUACCAAGAUGAUCCAACAUCACCGAUAUCGUAUUACGAGUUUGUCAUCGACCCCACCUCGUUUUCCCGGACAGUAGAGAACAUUUUCCACACGUCUUUUCUAAUCAGGGAUGGUUUGGCACGGAUGUACUUGGAUAAUGCGAAACUGCCAUGUAUAGCACCUGUAGAGGAGGGGGAGGUGGAGGCUGGAGGAUCAUGCACUCGUAAACAGUGCAUCAUCUCUAUCAGCCCAAAGACAUGGAAGGAGCUCAUAGACGCCUUCGACAUCAGAGACACAAUGAUUCACCCUCCAAACACAGAAUGAGAGAGGGGCUGCGCCACUUUCUGUUAGCUGAAACUGAAAAUUGUUUUUAGGUGUGUCGCUGUUUUAUUAACAUUUCUAAAUAAUAAAAACAAAUUCUUAGAAAUUUUCAAAGGCCAAUUUUUGAUGUAUGUCACCCUUGAGAUCAUAAUUACUCAAU
This is a messenger RNA of Seriola dumerili (greater amberjack), 1445 nucleotides long. RefSeq names its product NSE4 homolog A, SMC5-SMC6 complex component (gene nsmce4a). Gene Ontology annotation, biological process: DNA repair. The record is from RefSeq and is a predicted model, not a curated record. The transcript has 11 exons. The coding region runs from base 248 to 1288 and encodes 346 amino acids. NCBI's taxonomy places the organism in Eukaryota, Metazoa, Chordata, Actinopteri, Carangiformes, Carangidae. Gene Ontology annotation, cellular component: Smc5-Smc6 complex; nucleus.